Molecule: messenger RNA, 411 nt
Organism: Symbiodinium sp. CCMP2592
Lineage: Eukaryota; Dinophyceae; Suessiales; Symbiodiniaceae
Source: the annotation of a GenBank genome assembly
AUGGAAAGGCUUGAGGAAUGGGCUGAUGAACACAAUCGGUACGCAGCGCUGUUCGAGCGACACUGUGGGGACUACCGGCGGGAGCACCAGAAGUGCAUGAAGCAUGGGAAGCUGGAUCCCCUGGAGAUGCAGAAGUGGUAUCCGGUCUGCGGCGACAGCUUUGAGCUGGAGAAUGCCUGUGCCGGCGCCCUCCUCAAGGCCGUGGAUUCCCGCUGCCGCGCUCCCUUGGACAAGGCCGCGGGCACGCUGGCGAGCCAGGGCCAGGACGACGCGCGGCUACCGAAGCAGCUGGAGGCGGUGGGCAGCUGCAUGCUUCAGAUGGCAGCCGACAAGGCUCUGAAAGUGUCUGUGGACAUGGAGGAGGUGCGGCGCCGCACGCAGCUGGCCAAGCAGCUCGUCGCGCGCGGGUAG